Messenger RNA from Phyllotreta striolata, 3887 nucleotides. NCBI's taxonomy places the organism in Eukaryota, Metazoa, Arthropoda, Insecta, Coleoptera, Chrysomelidae. The record is from the annotation of a GenBank genome assembly.
AUUUUGAUUAAAAUGAAAAUUAAUGUAACCGAGCAAGAUAUAAGAAAGCAAAAAACUUAUUUAUUUAGGGUAUGUAUUUCGCAAUUCUAAGACUAACAGUAUCACUAACGUUUAUUUGGAAUAUUACUGUCGGUACCCAAGAAUUUUUAGAGUAUUACCAACCUAGACCCGAUUUUCCGAAAGAACUUAAUGAAUGGCUCGCUUACGUGCAAGGUCAUAGAAACGACUUUAGAAUUAUCAGAAAUAUAGUUAAAAGAAGAAAAGCAGAAUCAGAUUAUUACGAUGAACGAGAAUCAGAAGAGAAUAAGCUCUUGAGCGACCUAGAAGGAGAAGAUGAAACGCCCCAAAACGAUAUUUACCCUCGCGAUAACAUAGAAAAAUUAGAUAAGAGCGCCGUUUCAACUGCGAAAAGUCGCACUAACAAGGCCAAACGGAAAUUAAGCAAACCUGCUAGAACUCGAAGAGAAUCUGACGAAAAUUCGUUUUUCGAACACACCAAUACCAUCAAUGUAGAUCCAAAAGGCAAAGUCGGCGAAAUCAAACGGUCCGAAGUGAAGUAUCCCGACCAAUUCGUGAAUCGGCCCAAAGACGACGAUAAACGUGAGAUAGAAAUUCAUAUAUUAAACGACGGUAAAUUACUGAAAUCGUUAAAAGACGAGAAAUCCAUCGUACUAAACAUCGAAAACAAUGACGAUAAUCAUCCCACUGCUGCAGCUGCAAACGAUAACAUCGUCGAUUCGCAUGCUGAGGUCGUCAAUUCGCCCGAAAGAAGCGUAGAUAACGACAAAGAAGCCGCUUCUAAUUUCAGGAAUUUAUUCACGGCCAACGAAAAUUUAAAUACCGACAGCAGCGUUGCCAGAGAAGCUUUGGGUAAAACCUCUUUAUUGUAUCACGUCACCCUGCCCAGCCCGAAUUUUAUGGCUCCUCAAGACACCUACGACAACACCAGUACGUUAGAGAAUCAUUUCCAGCACAAUCAUUUUAGAGAUAUGAGCAGGUAUUGGAGUGACGUAGAAAAAAAUCAACUACAGCAAGGUAUAGAAUUCGCCCAGGAAGCGGGGAACUUGCGGAAACAAAAUCAAAAAAGCAACAACGAUGGUUUUGAAACUGCUCGAACGAUUAUAAUCGAGCAUGUUGCAAACAAUCCAAGCUCCAACAAUCAAAAAGAUAGUAGAUUUGAUAUGAAACGGAAUUCAAAUAAUGUCCUUCCUACACGUGCACCUCAAGAACAAUUCGAACAACCACUCAAAGAAUUAGAUUACACUAUGAAGAGUAAUAUCGAUGAGGUCGAAGUUGUUCACAAUAAUGUAAAGAAGAACAAUCACAUUAUAAUAAUCACUGAGAAAGAUACGAAUGAACAAGAUAAAUUAAGAGACCAACGCCCUGUGCCUUCAAGUUCAAAUAAAAUCGACGAAAACAUUAAUAAUCUUAUAUCAAUAACCAUUGUUGUUCCUCGUAAGGAUGAGGAACCUAAGGAAGAAACUAAGAAUCAUGACACAUCAACGAAACUUGCUGAUUUUGGAAAAAUUGAACGAACCACUAUGGAGCAAAACAUUGAUCAGAAAAAUAUACAACUCGAUCUUAAUCCAGAAACAACUACAGAAGAAGCCCAUAAAACACAAUUUAGUGGUCAAUUAUGUGAAGAAGGCCAAUGUCACAACGAUAGAGAACUAAGACUGCAAAAGUUUCGUCAACGCGAAGAUGACAGGCGGUUUUAUGGAUCACAAGAGGAAAAACCAUUCCCUUUAUUACGAAAAGAAGUUAUUGUUCCUUACGAAGUGAACAAUCCAAGAUAUUUAUCCAGGCAGAGCUCUUCGGAUUUUGUGAAAUUCCCAUUAAACGCCGAUUCCAUUUGUCAAGGUCCUAAUUGUUUCAAAGACAAAUCUUGCCAAGGUCCAAAUUGCAAAACAGGAACCGUGAAGUACAAACGAAGGCGAGGCAAGCGAAGGCACAAACACAGACCCGAAUUCGAUCAUUCCGAUUAUAUACAAACCUACAAAUCGAGGCAGCUAAAAGAGGUCAAUUACGUUUACGACGCCGAUUUGGAAGCUCCGAGUCCAGAAACAGUUUCCUCCGAAAGAUCGAAACGAUUAGGUUUAAACAAAGAUGUCGGGGCCGAAGGUGAUUACGGCGAUGAAGAAGACUCGGCGUCAGUGCGAAGUAACGUCACCACUAAGUUGAUAAAAAAAGUCGACGACGUCUUCGCAAAUCCCCAUACAACAUGCGAACCCGACGAUGAGGACUAUUAUUAUGACGAAAUCGAUGAUAAAAAUAAAAAUUCCAACACCAACAAUCACGAUGUACCACAUUCCAACGUCGAUACGGUGAGUGUAGGAAAACGACUGCACAAAAAAACCAAAAAUCCAUCGAAAGUUAAUAAUCGAAAUAAAGGCGAACCCGAAGUCAUACAGAGCCAAAUCCGAGAACCCAGAGACAUAGACCAACUACCGAAAUUCGUCAUAAACGACGAAAUCAACGAAGAAAACCUACGAAAGAGAUCGUUGGCUAAUCAAAAAGAACAGCAAAACAAAUUCCCCUUAUCGUCCAAAAGUUUCUUUGCCAGCAACAACGUGAAGCGAAGGGACUCCGGCGAUUCUGACCUCGUCAACGACAAAACAUCCGCACCUUCGGGCUCGGACAAAUCGGUUACCAUCGGCGACGCAAUGGCUGCAGGUGCUAGCGUGGCUGCUGAUAAAGAAGCGGCUGCCAUCGGCGAUGCUUUGGGCCAAACGGAGCUCUCUGUAAGCGCCGUAACGGACGAGUGCCUGACCAGUACUCACGUAAGCGUGGGACCUGUUUGUGAAACGGACAACUUUACGAAAAUUAAAGUUACCACGAUGCUAAAUCUCGCUGCUGCUGGCGAAAACCAAGGCGAUUUAAACAAUUCUCUGCCAUCGUUGAGCGAACAAUAUCAAAAUCUAGAAGACAUUCUUGUUGGGCGUUUGCCUCUUUCUAUCGUAGAUUCAGUGUUCAAACAUAUGAAAAUACAUCCGACUUUCAAGCAACGGUUUUUUAGAGGCAUGAAGAAGAAAAAUUUACCGGUUAGUUUCAAAAACCUACCGGAGAUAAGUAGCAAAGAGAGUAACAAACUGAUUAGAUUGAUGUCCAAAAUAAUCAAUCGAUUACAAUGGACCACCACGUGCCAAACGUUGCCGAACAAACUCAAACGUUAUUUGAAAACCAUUACUUCGACCAAAGUGGACGAUCGCUUGACCAAAACCAAAACUAUGGAAGAAAUCGACCAAGCCGAGAACCAAAAUCAGACUAGCUUUAUUUUCCAUUCGAGCACAGGCGUGGAUAAUAUAGAGGAAAAAGUUAGAAUUCUCAAGAACAUGUUGAUCAAGUAUCAACAUUUACCCGAAAGUUGUAAACCUCGAGCUGAGCCAGUGAAGGAAUACAUCGAAAACCAUUUGGAUAUGUUAACUCACGCAAUGUCCAGUAAUAUGGAUCCUUCUCACAGAGAGGACGGAGUUAAGGAUUCCUCCAGUGAUGUUUCUCACCACGAAGCGUCUAAAAGGAAUGAAAAAGGGGACGAUUCCGAUUUGAUUGAACACGAAUUAGAAAGUUUAGGUUUAGGAAAACACCCGAAAUUCAGGCCUAACUUCGAUUUGGAAUCGCUACUUAAAAAUUCCGAUAAAACCAGCGAACAAGGUUCUCAGGAAGGUAAAAUAGCGGCGAAGAAAACAAAUAAAAGAGCCGCUAUUAGAGAGACAUCGGAAGAAUACGAUAAGUUAUUAGAAGCUGUUAAGAAAGAAAGGAUUAAAAGAGAGGGGAAGAAAAGAAUUGCAGAAGCUUUCGGUAAGCUCAGCAUCGACGAUUAUAAGGGAACUAAUACGGAAAAUAUAAUUGAUGAAAUUUUUGAAAAUCCCUUAGUUUAUUCAUUUUAA